AGGGAGCGAUUCACCCAGUAACCAAACAAUCCCUAUAGAUAACCAGAAGAGAGACCCAAAAGAGAAGGAAAGCGAAGCAGCAAAUCCCAAUUCUCCCAAACCCCAAAAAACCAAGAAAAUGCCAGUCUUCAAAACCCCAUUCAACGGCUAUGCCGUGAAGUUCAGCCCCUUCUACGAGUCCCGUCUCGCCGUCGCCACCGCCCAGAACUUUGGGAUCCUCGGCAACGGCCGCCUCCAUGUCCUCGAACUCUCCCCCGCCGGACCUAUCUCCGAAUUCGCCUCCUUCGACACUGCCGACGGUGUCUACGAUGUCACCUGGUCCGAGUCCCACGAAUCUCUCCUCAUCGCCGCCGUCGCUGACGGCUCUGUCAAGCUCUACGACCUCGCCCUCCCUCCCGCCUCCAAUCCUGUUCGCUCCCUCCAAGAACACUCCCGCGAAGUCCACUCCCUCGACUUCAACCCCGUCCGCCGUGACUCCUUUUUGUCUUCUUCUUGGGACGACACCAUCAAGCUCUGGACUCUCGAUCGACCCACAAGUGUCCGUACUUUCAAGGAGCAUGCCUAUUGCGUUUACUCUUCCGUUUGGAACCCUCGCCACGCCGAUGUCUUUGCCUCCGCCUCCGGCGACUGCACAAUCCGGGUAUGGGACGUGCGCGAGCCGGGCUCGACUAUGAUCCUCCCUGCCCACGAAUUCGAGAUCCUUGCGUGUGAUUGGAACAAGUAUGAUGACUGUGUCUUAGUGUCUGCUUCGGUUGAUAAGUCCAUUAAGGUGUGGGACGUGAGGAAUUUUCGAAUUCCGGUCUCUGUGCUCAAUGGGCACAGCUAUGCUGUUCGGAAGGUGAAAUUUUCACCGCAUAGGCGGGGUGCGAUUGCCUCCUGUUCAUAUGAUAUGACUGUUUGUCUGUGGGAUUACAUGGUUGAGGAUGCUCUGAUUGGGAGGUAUGAUCACCACACCGAGUUUGCGGUUGGGGUUGACAUGAGUGUGCUUGUAGAGGGGCUUCUUGCAAGUACAGGGUGGGAUGAACUUGUGUAUGUUUGGCAACAUGGAACUGAUCCGAGAGCGCCUUAAAGGGAAGUUUUUUAUUUUGUUAUUUCUUUUGAAAUUGGUUCAACAUUUUCAAAGCAGAUAAGAUCUUUUAAAUGAUAAAUCUCAUGCUUGAGAGUGGGGGUAUUGUUGAGUACAUUGUCAAUCUAUUACUUCUGUUGUGAAAUAAUUGGUAACUUUUGUUUUUGUUGAAUAAUAACUUUUCAUAAUAAUCCCCUGUAUAUGAAUUUUAAUAAAAUGAGGCCAAUCUUGUUUCUUGGUUGAGUUCUUUGAAUUCUAGGUUUGUUCCAUGCUAAAUUCAUUAUAAAAUUUCCUCACCUUUAUAGGUAGUUGCAUUUGGGGCAAUAUUUUUCACUACAUCUAUUGUUCAGCUUGUCUUGUUUAACUAAGAAUUUGGACUGGUCCCGAUAGAAUGAGUGUAGUAUCUGAAGCCUAUGCACGUCUAUAUGCUUUAUAGUAGAACCAACCCAAGACACGGUGAAUAUCCUGGCUUGCAUGGUUAGUAAAGCAUGCAAAUGUUGAUACUGCAAUUUUUUUGUUUUAUACACGAUUUACAGAUGCCACUUUUCCUGCUUUGUCUAAAAGGAAAAAAAAAAGUGCAUUAGUAUAAACAUUGAAGAACAGGAAUAAAGAAUUGACUAUUGUUCUUAAGCAAUGGGGAAGAAUUACUUCUAAUAUUGUAACACAAUUUCUUUUGCUAGAAUGAGCAUCAUUUGGAAGUAUGGUUAUUUUCUGGGUGCAGAAUAGUAGGGCUGCAAGUGAACUGUGUCCAUUUAAGAUUUGUUGAGGAGCGUCAAACAAAAAGGGCAGGUUCCCAAGUACAGCAAAGUAUACAAAGAGCACCAAAGGGAAGAAAAGGAAGUCGAGCUAAAAUGACUUCCUUAGCCCUUUUUGUUUUCACUAGACUUGUUCUCUUCUGAACUUUUUGGAGUUUCCUUGAAUCCAAACUUAGCUCAACUUGUUGCUCUAUUGAGUUUGGCUAAGUAAACGACCUCUAGUUAACAAUGUAUAAAUCCCAGGAUUAACAUAAGAUGGUACUAUUCUCCCAAUUUACUUUUUGAAUUGCUUGUGUCAAGUUCCAGUUGCUUGGAAAAUUUGUCAUUUUUCUGACAUUCUAGCAUAGAAAAUGUGGAAAUUAAACUUAAUAUAGUAGAAAUUUCUGAAAAAAGGUGGAGUUCACAAGCCACCCAGAUCACAAGCAUAAAAUAUUAUUUUCUUCAAAUUACUCCUUUCACCUUUCCUACCGACUUUGAUCCUUCUUUAAUUAACUAAAGUUGCAUGUUGAGCUUUUGAUCAUUCUUAUUGAACUUACCCUGCCCUUUUAUGUGACCUUCUAAGCAUUGGUAUAGGUAGUGUCAUCUGUUAAUGCUCUUAAGGUUACUUUAAAAACAUUCUGUGGUAUGCUUCUAGAUGUCUUGGGUUUAGUUUAUUACUAUUCACCAGCGUUGAACUGUCCACUUACAACAUGCUAUGUAGCUCAUCUGCACAAUUAAACUAGGGGUUAUGGAUUCACGUGGGAGAAUUUUGGUUUCUAAUGCCAAGUUUUGUGCUAUUCUCUCUGGAGGCACUGACUAGGAUUACUUAUGAAAGAUUUAGUUAUGGGAUCUGUCGGAUAUGAGGUGAGAAGAACUUGAUACCCUACCUUGGAAGUUGCUGAACUAUUCUUAUCUCCUUUUGGAUGUUGGCAGAUAUCCAAUAUUUAGACCUAGCUGUAUAGACCUUUUGCUGGUUGUUUAGACCUUUUCCUGGUUGAAGCCCUGGUAAAAAUAUUUUUAGUUGACCAACUUCACCAGGGGAGCCAAAUUCCAGACACUAGAGGGAGCCAACUCCUGGGAAAAGGAAUAGGCUAAGCAUGCUCUUGGGCUUUGGUUAUGGAUUAAAGAAUCAUAAUGGAACAACAAAUAGCUCAGAAAAGAAGAGAGGCAAAUCCGAAACAUUAUUAACAUCCCAACCUUGCUCUUCUUAAUCAUUUUUUGUUUGUUUUAGUUUUUAUUACUAUCCUUGUUGAACUAGCCCUGCUACUGGUAAUUUUUAGCAGCUUACUUCACAACAGAGGAGCCGAAUCCUGGGAAAAGGAAUGCACACUAGAGGAGCAUGUCCCAGAAAAAAGGAAGAAAACAUGCCCUUAGGUUUUGGUUUAUGGGUAAAAAAGAGAACAAAGAAUUUGAAAAGAAGGGAAGUAAAUUGCAGAUCCCCAAAUAAGAACUAUGUAAGUUUUUAAAACCCAUGCAAGAGCUAUGCCAUGACCUUCCAAAACUUCGGCAGUCUCUACAAUGCUAUGUCUACACUCUGCCUCUCCCCCAUCCCCAUCACCGUUGUACAUUCAAAAGAUAUGGACACUGUACAAUUGUGUUCCAGGAUGCACGUAGACCAUAACUCUGCCUCCCAUGAAUUUGAAAUCCUUGCCUGUGUUCAGAGCAAAUAUAAUUGUUCUUGUAUUGUAGCUUCUGUUGACAAGUAUGUGAAAGUUUCAGGAUGAUGAGGAGUUUUAAGCUGCUGCUCAUGGAGCUUAAUGGGAAUCUAGAUCCUGUCAAGAAAGUGAGGUUUUUCUCUUCACAAGCAAAAUUGGAUUUUGUUGUACUAACAUGAUUUCAUAGUUCGUUCUGAAGAUGAGUUUUGCUUGUGGAGGACCUUCUUACCAGUACCAUGCGCAGAAUGAAGUUUUUUGCAUUUGUCAACAUGGGAUGAACCUUUGAGGACAUUGAAGGGAAAGAGUCUAAUAUAUUCUGAACAAUGUUCUCUCUUAUAAAAGGGAAGAAACUAGAAAUGAUAGAUGUGAAACCUGUCACGGGGUCUCACCGGUUAAGUUUGUCACUGUAUCUCUGUUGCUUUGGGAUUUUUUAUUUUUUAUUUCGAAGUCCAAGUGUGUUCAAGAAUUGCUUGCCUAUACUUGUAAUGGUCUGUUGUUUAACUAAGAAUGUUGCUUGGACCAAGCAUGAAUGUAGGAAUUAGCAUGUUCUUCUACAAC
Molecule: messenger RNA, 4013 nt
Organism: Vitis riparia (riverbank grape)
Lineage: Eukaryota; Viridiplantae; Streptophyta; Magnoliopsida; Vitales; Vitaceae
Product: peroxisome biogenesis protein 7
Exons: 1
Coding region: 119-1069 (316 amino acids)
Biological process (GO): protein import into peroxisome matrix
Cellular component (GO): cytosol; peroxisomal matrix
Molecular function (GO): protein binding
Source: RefSeq, a predicted model, not a curated record